AUGGAUCAAGGCUCUUACAGCAGACCAGAUGGUCGUGGCCAGCCCACCCUGUCCGGUUCCUCAGCCGGCAACAACAACUACCAGGUCAACGUCAGCCGCCAAAAGACGAAGAAAUGGGUCGAGGCCAAGUCGCAGAAUUACGAUGGCGAUGACUGGGGCGCCGACGAGUACUCCGAAGACGAGGUAGAGCCGCCUCUGCCUUUCUCGCCCCAUGGUCCUCAGCAUGACGCUUCUCGCAGCGCAUCAAGCGUGCCGUCGCUGCAUAGUGAAACCAGCCCGGCAUCGCAGCCAUUGCAACCACCACAGCAGUCCCGGCCCUAUCCACCUCCUUCAUCGCGACCCCCUCCACCCGCGAUCGCGCAGCCUCGCCAGGCGCCUAAUACCUCCUCGUCAGCUCAGCCAGGCUCUACCUUACCGCAAUCUGCCGGCGUUCUCCAGCCCCAGAGCGCUUCCUCGACCUUGCCACUGUCGCCUCGCUCGCCGCCAGAAAAUCUUCCAUCAGCUGCCUCGCAGGCUGCCACCACGAGCAAGCCUGUCCCUCUUGUUCGGCCUUCAGAUAUAUAUCGACGAAUGGAAGAGGAAAGGGGUCGCGGAUCUUCAGAAAGUUCGCGCCCGAGCGCCGAAAUUGCUUCCAACGUGUCUAAGCAAAGCUCAAAUUCUCCAGCAAGAACAGUUGCCGAGCCGGUGAGAACUCAGUCUCCAAACGUCCCAACACCUGCGCCGCGCACCGACAGCCGGAACGUCAUCUACCAGGAUUUGACAAAACCUUCGUCAAGUCGAGCAUCGCAGCAGCCACUGGCCCCUUCGCCACCCCCAUCAGUAGCGCCACCAUCGCAAUUUGUGACGCCUGGGCGCGACGCUGCCCCUACCAAUGAAGAGACCAAGCGCCUAUCCACGAGCCCCAAGCUCCCGGAUCUCGCCCGUAUAUCUGUCUUUGGAGCCGACUUUUUUUCCAGUGGUUUUUCAUCACUGUCGUCCGAGCAAAUGGCUGAACAAAAGAUCCCUGAGGUACCGAAGGUGGCACCAGCAUUAAAAGUGGAUAAGCCUACCUCAGAGGCGAAGCGUUCUCCCACAGAGGCUUCACAAGCUUCCACGGACAAGACUGAGGUCGCUUCAGUUCCUUCGGUUGCCAUGGAGAAUGCUCCUCUCCAGCACGAAGCCAUCGCACCGACACCGCAUCAGGCUUCAACCGUCGCAGUCGAAAGUCGAGAGUCAAAACCGAUCACGACACCUGCGGGACCCAAGCCAUCUGACCCCGCAAAGCAGUCCGCCGCGAGAUCCUCUAUUGAGACGGCAUCGAGCUCUCGCUCGGCUACCUCCGCAGUUGACAUUACCCCGACAAAACCUCUUAAUGUCCGCAAAGAUGACAGCCCCGUACGAACCUUUGAACCCCCGCCACCCCUCCAACGUGAACCGACAUUUGGUACAGAUACGUCAUCGCCUGUAAAAGAAAGUGAUAUGCUUAGAGAUGAAAUCUUCAAGACACUCAAUUCGCCAACCCAAUCGAGCAGACGGGAUAGCGAGACUGGACCGAUUGAUGGCGAAAGACAAGGGUCACAAAGCCGCCCGAGAGACAGCACCUAUACCCUCCAGGACUACGAUAGCUACUGGGCUGAUGAUGCCACCGCGCCUGAAAGUUCUACUCAGCCACUCAAGUCGAUGAGUAUUGUACCGGAAGAGACUUCAGAAGUCGUGGCGGCGCCUCGAUCUCGAGGUCCCGUUGCCAAUGCAUUGGAGUCUUGGAAGCCGACUGAAGAGGCCAAGCCAGCAGCAACCCCACCUCCUACACAGCCAGCAGCCUCUGCUCAGCUCACGCCUCAAACAUCAAUCGACCAGUCUUCAUCAUCGUCUGCUGUGCCACAAGCACACCAGUCUACUGCUGCUCAACAGCUUCCAGAUGACUCGAUAGCCUCCCCUACUAGCGCAGACCUCCGCCGCAGGUUCUCCUGGGAGGCAGAGACAUCCAAGGCGCAGUCAAUGGGUAAUGGCGUUGCACCUACCACCGCCGCGGCUCCGCCACCUGUGCUCUCGCCCGCGCCCAUCUCGGAUCCUGACCCGGCUCCGGCUCUUGCUGCAACGACUUCGUCUCAUGCCGAUCCUAAGCUGGGGCCAGAAUCAGCAUCUCGCGAUCAACAGCCUGACGCUUCUGCUCUUAAUGUAAGCACACCAGCUUUUGCUGCCACCGAUGGCAGCUCGCAAGAGUCUAGGCGUAUCUCGCUUUCGGAUGAAAAGGCCAUGUCGGCUACAACAUCAAACGAAGCUUCCUCCGAGGAGCAUCCCGCUUUGAGACUAUCUGAUCCGGCUCCGGCUCCUGUUUUGAGCAUGCCGAGAAUCCCUGGAGCGAGUGUGACUCCGUUCAGAGACAUCGUCAGCCUUGGCAGUUCUGCCGAGAGAAUCGCCAAAUUCAACGAGACGAGAGUCGCUUUUGCUGUCAUGGAUAUCGGGCUCGACACGUGGCUCAGGACCCUUGAACAGGAUCACCCAGACCGUCACUCCAAAAGCUUCAACUCGUAUCAACCACCUAUCACUUCCCCAACUGAAGUGUCAUCGGGAGCUCAACCACCAGCGCAGCAGCCUUACUACCAGCAGUACUUGAAUGCGAGCGCUCCCGGCAGCGGACCACCGGCUGGUCGCCGCAUUGGUGGAAUCACCAUGCCGUCCAACGUAGGCGGGAGCACCUUUGGCCAUUCUGGAAACCAAAUCGGAACCAAGAGCAAGGAGCUUAUGCAAUCGGCGGGUAAAAUGGGCAAAGGACUAUUCAGCAAGGGCAAGAACAAAUUGCGCGGGGACAAGGGCGAUACACAUCCACCGCCAGCACAAUCCAAGGCCAAACACGACCGCUCCGGUUCCUGGGCCGUACUCAGCAGCAAAUUGCGCACCGAGUUCUCCUCGUCCAGAGACCAUGAGCACUCGCAGCAACGGCCCCAGCAGCGCCAGGAAGAAUACUCGGCUCCAAGGCCGAGCAUUACCAUUGCGCCGCAAAUUCCGGAGCCCGAGCCCGUUUCACCGCUGCUGCGUGAAGCGUCCCCAGAGAAGUCCCUACCAGCCGCGCAAACUUCCACGCAGCCCGUUGUGCACAAUCAAUUUGCAGUCGGCGCCAAGUUUGAUCCGACAUCUUCAACUUCCUCUGUCCCUCUAUCCGGCCGGAUUCGCAUUGUUCCGUCGGAGACUGUGCCUGAUCCUACCAGCGCGGGUGCUCCAGUCAUGUCGCCUCCGGUUGCCGAAGAAAAUGGAGUUGGGAAGCUUGCGCGGACCGAAGAGUCUGACGAUGCGCCCAAGAGACAGUCUUCCUUUGUUGGUUUGCCACCCAUUCGCAGAUCUUCAACCUUUGGUGUAAAGUCCAAGACUCGUCGCGCUGCUGAACGCUUCCCUCUGGACGAAGAGGGGGGUCACGAUGUUCCCGACCUACCCACAAGCGACGUGAUGAAAAAUGCUCUCAGCCAGCAAGAUGCGCCUAAGCAACUGCAUCAUGAGCAGCCUGGCGCUCUAGAGCUAGGUGCAGCUUCUCAGACUACCGGUAAGGACGGUACCGCGGUGCAGCAUCGAUCUGACUCCGUUGAGCAUUCUCUUGCAAGGCAGCCUGCGGUGGCGCCCCCACCACAGCCUCAGCCCAUGCGCCAGCCAGAACAUCCACCUAUGCUGAUGUAUCCUGGGCAAUCCGGCCCCUGGAGGCUCGAGGAGAGCCACCUGGCAGAACCUCUGCAUCAAGCCAAGAAUCGCUCUGGCCACAGCCCCAUCUCUCCGCCCAUGAACUAUGGCUUCGACAAGGAGACCGGGCACUCUGCCAUGAUGCCCCCGCCGUCGCUGCCUGCAGGCAACAUUCGACAGCGCAGCCCAGAUGUCCCGCCCUCGUCUGCACAACGCUACCCGGGCCUCUUUGCGCCGCAUCCUGACCAGGAUCCUCUGCAGCGUCAGGGGGGCUCUCAGUCGUACUACGAGGAGAUGGCGAACCCGCGUCGUAGCAGCAACGAGUACUCAAUCCCGGGUGUCGGGCCGCCUGCUGAGGAGAGAGGCCGCGUCAAGCGAAACUCGGGCAUGUUUCGGGAUAUUGGUGACAAGAUUGUGCGCGCGGCUUCGCGUGACCGGAGAAACUCGAUCGCGGAGAACCGACCAGCCACUGACGCGCACGCUGACGAAGCUUCUGAAUCGAGCUUUGGCGCCGAAGAGAUGCAGGACCGCAAGAAGCGCCGCUCCAGCUUCCUCAACAUGCUUACGGGACGCGCCUCCAUGGAUCAGAGCUCUCAUCAGGGGUUUUCCGCCCCUCAGCGCUCUCACACUGAUGCUUUACCUCUGUCAUCAUCGGACGGCCUCGCUACCCAGAAGCGUUCCGUGCUUGGCGGUGUCAUGGCUGGCUUUGGUGUAAGCAAGGGUGGCUCAUCCAAUACACCUGCUUCAGGUCUCGUCGACCAGUCGGCAGUAGCAGACGACGAACUUCCGCUUACACCGAAAAAGAAACGUUUCUCCGGCAUCGCCAGGGCCUUUCAACGACCCAACCAGGACCGGCCUUCCUCUGGCAUGUCACUCCGACCUUCUUCCGGCUUGUCACUCCGCCCCUCUUCCGGCAUGUCUUUGGAGCCGACCCCGAGUGGUGGAAGCAGCCAAGGAAACACUCGCAGUGGGAUCUUUUCCAGCAUGCCCUUCCGCAACAAGGAUCACGGCGAUUCUGCUGGUCAGACGGCGUCAGCUAAUCCCGAGCAAAACCGCCGUGCUUCGUUCUCCAAUCUCCUCUCGAGUUUGGCUGGCAUCAAGAGCCAACAGCAAGAGCAGCAGCAUGCUGUCCCGAUUCAGGGCAUGGGAGGCAAUGCCUCGAAUGAAAUGCCUCAGAAUAUUCCUCCUCCUCCGCAUCAGAAACAUCCCGCGGAUGCCUUCCCGUCGUCGUCUGGUGACGCCCUGGCUCCUACUUUGCCCAACCAGUUCGUGGGUCCGCCUCAGCAACUUUCCAACGCUGGUGAAAACGAAGGGGGUAUUGGCCGGCCUCCUACCUCUACGACUGUGACGGCCAGCGAUACCAAGCCUGAUGCCGACGAAUCAACCGCGAGUAGCGCCGCCACUAUACCCGCCACUGUACCCAUCGUUAGCGAGCUGCCCCUGCCCGCUGCCCAUGCAAAUACCCAGCGUGACGGAGCUUCUGCUCCAUCCGAAAUUUCAGAUUCCGAGACGGGCAUUGCGGGGAAUACUCGCAAACCCCCUGAUGUGACGCCGUCGAUUGCUUCUCAUACUGACGACGAGAGUGCCGACAUCACCCGCCAGGAUACCAACGUGAGUCAAAUGACGUCAAGUAUCGUCACGGACGUCCCCCGCCAAGAUGAGCAGCAGCAGACACCCACCGCGCAAGAUCCAAAGAGCCCUGGUGGCUCUCUUGAGCAUAACCAAAUGUCUGGCACAGCUGUUCCCUCCGCGGUGCCUCAAGCAUACUCUCAACAGCAUACUGUGCAGCACCAACGAGAUCCUUCUUACUUGUCUACGGGGCCCAGUUACAGUCAGGGCACUAGCCAGCCCGGUCUCGGUCCCAACUACGGUCAAGAUACCUCGCUUUCCAUGCAAUACCCCAAGAAUCAGCAAGAGCAGCAACAUUUUCAGCCUAGUCUUUCUCAGCCUGUUUCACAAGCUGAGCAAGCCAGUGCAUCGCCCAAGGGAUGGAGAGGGCUCAAGACCAAAGUGGCCGGUCAGAUGGCCAGCAUCAGCCAGUCUCCUAAUAGCAAGGGCCAAGACAGGCAAGACCAGGGAGGCAAGACCACGCCGAUGGAUAAACUUUUUGGCGCCCGCAAGAGACUAUCUAAACAGCAGGGUUCGUCUGGCGCGCAGCAACAGAGGGCCUUGCCGCGAGACGGCGCUGAAGGAGUGGAGCCAUCGCCAGGUUUCCGCGUCUUUGCAAGGAAUCAAGGUCAGCCUUUCGUGGCUCAGCCUCAGCAGUUACCGCCGCAGCAGAUGCAUACGGGACAAGGACACCACCUUCAGCAACCUUUUCUUCAGCAGCAGUCCAUCUAUACGCAACAACAACAGCAACCACCACAGCAACAGCAACUGCAUGGCGAGCCUCAAUACGCUGCAGUCCCGAUUCCUCAGGGCUAUACUGCCGUGUAUGGCCAUGGUAGCGCGCAAGUGCCCAGCAUGUACAAUGUUGGGCGCCAAUACUCCCAGCACCAGACGCCUUACCAGCAGCAACAGAAUUACGCCACCCAUUACCAGUCUCAUUCUUAUGCAGGUGUUAACCAACCGCAGGGCAGUGGAGUCUUUGCAACACAAACUCAGUCACCCAACCUUCCACGAGCCGAGCCGCUGCCUCAGCAGCCACACUCUCAGCAGCCGUACGCAACUGGGAGUGAGGUUCUUAGCCCUGUUUCCACGCAUCACAGUGAUGGCAUGCCUUUGAGCCCUGCUUCUGAGGAGCCUCGCAGCCCUCACGCGGCUCUCACCAGAGAAGCACUGGCACAGCAGGACGCUCGCAAAGACUUACAGGCUGAUCUUCUUCGACCGAAAGAAUCUCAUGGCGGCCUCGGUCCUUCGAAUAGUAACCGCGUCAGCCAAGUUUCCAACGACAGCCGCAGACAUGCCUCCCCCAAAUCUGAGCAAUCGCCCGUUAUCAGCCACAAGCAGCUACCGACUUCGCCAGCAUCUCUCUACAAUGAUCGACACGUCUCCGCGUCCAGCAUGUCGCCGCCUGUGGGCUUCGGCUCUGACACCGCUAGCCUCAGCCACGGCGCUGUCCGCACUGAAGCUACCAUCCCCGCUUCGCCAGCUGCGCCUCUAAUCAAGGACCUGACGGGUGAGAGUAGGGGCCAGGUCUCGGAUGACUCGCUGGCAUCAAAGACGAAGCUGGACAAGACAAAUGCUGCUACAAUCACUGCGGCGACGAAACAUGUCGCCGAACUCGAGGACACUGCGGAAGCCCGGAAGCGCACACUUCGCAUAAAUGAACAAGAGGAAAAGAUUGCGUAUGAUCCGGAAGAGGAGAACCCCAAGAUGAUGGCGACGAGCUAUCCCGGCCAAGAAUGGAAACCUGAUUACGGUGAUCCUAGUUUUAGCGACGGACCCGAGUAA
This is a messenger RNA of Beauveria bassiana ARSEF 2860, 7041 nucleotides long. RefSeq lists its product as uncharacterized. Lineage: Eukaryota; Fungi; Ascomycota; Sordariomycetes; Hypocreales; Cordycipitaceae. The coding region runs from base 1 to 7041 and encodes 2346 amino acids. The transcript has 3 exons. The record is from RefSeq and is a predicted model, not a curated record.